CAAUUAAUGCAUUGCCCCAUCUUGAAGUGUACACUUUAAUGGCUAGUCCCCACUCUCCAUUUCUUCUUCAUGUGUCCACUUUCUCUCUUGAGAGAAUUGAGUCUAACUUUCUUAUAACUCACUGAACAGUUAGGGGGGAGUACAUUCGUUUCAUCAAGAUUUGCUGCUCAAAAUGGGUUUAAUUGGAAGAAAGGAGGCUUUUUUAAGGGUUCUUGUGAUUUUGAUCUUGGUGUUGACGGCCUGUCUUGUGGGAUUCGAUGCCCAAACUAAACUUCUCUUCUAUUCAAUCGUCCGAAAAGCAACCUUUAGGGACAUGAAUGCCUUAAUUGUUUUGGUAUGGAUCGAUUCUGCUGCUGCUGUAUACAAUCUGCUCCAACUAUUCAGAGGUUAUGUCUUGCCCGGUUAUAAAGAAGACUUAACAAGCAAUUACAAGUACCUGGCUUGGAGUUUGUUCUUAUUGGACCAGGCAGCAGUUUACAUAGUAUUUGCAGCCAAUUCAGCCGCGGUUCAAGCAUCAAUGUUUGCAGUAACUGGUGAAAGCAGUUUACAGUGGAUGAAGCUUUGCAAUAGAUUCACAAGGUUUUGCACGCAAAUUGCUGGCGCUUUAUUGUGUGGCUAUUUUGCAUCGAUAUUCAUGGCUGUGAUAUCAGCAAUGUCUGCUUAUAAUCUGUUCAGGUUUUACUCUUCAAAGCAGUUCCUUUUGCUGAAGGGCAAAUAAGAUGAAUUUCCUUAGCCGAACUAUGUAACUCAAGAUGGGUUCAAAUUGUUACGCCUUCCGCGUAGGUUUAUACUUCAGUUACGAGAAUUGAAGUACUUUGUACGAAUAAAAAGAUCUGUCGUCGUAUUUAUUUUCCACAAGGAAGUUUUAGUCGUUUAUGGUCAAAAUACUACGGUCAUGUUUGUUAAAGAACGAUUGAAGUACGAAUAAAUCUGUCGUAUGCUAUGCAUUUGCUAGGAA
This is a messenger RNA of Olea europaea var. sylvestris, 958 nucleotides long. Its product is annotated as CASP-like protein 2C1. The coding region runs from base 173 to 718 and encodes 181 amino acids. The record is from RefSeq and is a predicted model, not a curated record. Lineage: Eukaryota; Viridiplantae; Streptophyta; Magnoliopsida; Lamiales; Oleaceae. The transcript has 3 exons.